Ochlerotatus camptorhynchus is the source of this 3318-nucleotide messenger RNA. RefSeq lists its product as uncharacterized. Gene Ontology annotation, molecular function: zinc ion binding; nucleic acid binding. The coding region runs from base 1 to 3318 and encodes 1105 amino acids. The record is from RefSeq and is a predicted model, not a curated record. The transcript has a single exon. NCBI's taxonomy places the organism in Eukaryota, Metazoa, Arthropoda, Insecta, Diptera, Culicidae.
AUGAAAAGGGAAUCGGCAACGGAACUCCAUAGUCUAGUGGAGAAAUUCGAAGCAAACGUCAAGGUUCUGCAGCAAUUGGGUGAACGUACGGAAUACUGGGACAUCCUACUCAUUCGUAUGCUCAGCAUUCGACUCGAUCCGACGACAAGGCGAGAUUGGGAGGAGUACUCUUCAACCAAACAAGCGAUCACCUUUAACGAGCUGACGUCAUUCAUCCAGCGACGAAUCACGGUGCUACAAGCCAUCAAAGCGAAGACCAUCGAAACACAACCGUCAAUCACACAGAAGAAGCCAAUUCAGCGUUCCGUCUCGAGUCACGGAGCCAGCCAGUUCAACGUUCGGAAUUGUGUCAUCUGUUCCGACCAUCACCCUCUGUACCUUUGCGGGAGUUUUUCGAAGCUUUCGGUGGAAGAAAAGGAGAAGGAAGUCCGUCGUCAUCAACUUUGCCGGAAUUGCCUGCGAAAAGGUCAUCUCUCGAGGGAUUGUUCGUCGUCCACUAAUUGCCGCAAGUGUCGUGGACGUCAUCAUACCUUGCUCUGCUUGAACCAUUCUUCUUCGUCGUUGAAUUCGAAGCCUAUCAGCUCCCAGCAACCGAAAUCUGUUACACCUGCUCCAGCUAUCGAUCCUCCGACCACGUCUGCAUCUGCUACGGUCGUCGAGUCGAUCAGUUGUGCUUCCGCUGGCUACAAGCGGAAGACAAUCCUCCUUGCAACUGCGGUCAUCAUCUUGAUUGACGAUGAAGGAGUCCAACACGUCGCUCGCGCUCUCCUGGACUCAGGCAGCGAAUGUUGUUUUAUCACAGAACGCUUUUCGCAACGCAUCAAGGCUCAAAGGAAGAAGAUUUACCUGCCAAUCACCGGAAUCGGUCAAGCAUCCACUCAAGCUAAGCUGAAGUUUACGUCCACUAUCCGUUCUCGAGUUGGUGAGUACUCCACCAACGUCGAAUUCCUCGUUUUGCCGAAGGUGACCGUCGAUCUACCAGCUACAUCCGUCGAUACUUCGACAUGGGACAUGCCAUCUAGCAUUCAGCUUGCAGAUCCGUCGUUUGACAGCACCAAUCCGAUCGACAUCAUUAUUGGAGCCGAAAUCUUUUUUGAUCUGUUCAAGGUUCCCGGACGAAUUCCUCUCGGCGACAAUCUUCCAGUGCUCGUCAACUCCGUCUUUGGUUGGGUAGUAGCUGGAAAGUCUACGAUCAGUCCGUCUACCGCUCUCGUCGUUGCUAACGUCGCUACAGUUUCAGAUAUCCAUCAGCUAAUGGAAAAGUUCUGGACAAUCGAGGAAGACAGCACUUCGACAGCGUACUCCGUCGAAGAAACCGCUUGCGAAGAACACUUUCGACGCACGAUUAGGCGCAAUUCUGAAGGAAGGUACAUAGUUCGCUUGCCAGUGAAGGAUGACGUCAUCAAGCAACUCGGCGACAACCGUCGCACUGCUGUUCGUCGUUUUCGAAUGCUGGAAGGUCGUCUUGUUCGUAACGCAGACCUUGCCAAGCAAUAUCGUGAUUUCAUGGAUGAGUAUCUGACUUUGGGCCACAUGAAGCAAGUGUUCGACUACCAAGCGCCUCCAUCUCCAUGUUAUCACAUGCCUCACCACGCUGUGGUUCGAGAAGAGAGCACUACCACGAAGCUGCGAGUGGUAUUGGAUGCGUCAUGCAAGACUCCGGAGGGACCAUCGCUCAACGACGCACUAAUGGUAGGCCCAACCGUUCAGCAAGACAUCCGUUCAAUUAUCAUGCGCUCCAGAAUCCGUCGAGUCAUGAUCAUCGCUGACGCAAAGCAAAUGUAUCGGCAAGUUCUUGUAGACGAGCGUGACACUCCGCUUCUACGAAUCGUUUGGACGCCAUCGCCGGACCUACCAUUAGGUACCUACGAGCUCCUAACAGUCACAUACGGCACUGCAAGCGCACCUUUUCUCGCUACUCGAGUUCUCCUGCAACUGGCAGAUGACGAGCAAGAGAGUUUUCCUGAAGCAGUUGAGAUUCUACGUAAGGACUUCUACGUAGCCGACCUUUUCUCGGGAGCAAAAAGCGUCGAAGAAGCAAUCGAACUUCGUCAGCAACUGGAAGCACUCCUCGCUAAAGGCGGAUUCCAACUUCGUAAGUGGGCAUCCAACGAAGAAACUGUUCUGGAUGGCCUCGCACCAGAAAAUCGAGCGCUCAAAGCCUCCAUUGACCUGGAUCGUGACCAAUGUAUCAAGUCCUUGGGUCUUCAUUGGGAACCCGCAUCGGAUCAGCUGAAAUACCACAUCGAGCUUCCGGCAGACUCAUCUGAUUCUCCUCUCACCAAGCGAAUCGCGUUGUCGCAAAUUGCUCGUCUCUUCGACCCACUUGGUCUACUGGGUCCUGUUGUAAUCUCUGCCAAACUCUUCAUGCAAGCACUCUGGACGUUGAAGGACGAUGACGGAAAGGUUUGGAACUGGGACCAAGAACUUCCGAUGCCACUAAGGGAACGUUGGAAUAUCUACCGCUCUCAGCUACCUCUUCUCAACAGCCUUCGUAUCGAGCGGUACAUCCUUUCUUCGACUCCGUCAAGCGUUCAGUACCACUUCUUCUCGGACGCUUCUCAGCACGCAUACGGCGCGUGCUGCUACAUUCGAUCGUCAGACUCUUCUGGAGCAGUGAAAGCAGCCCUGCUGACCGCUAGAUCCAAGGUAGCACCCUUAAAACAGCAGAGCAUUCCUCGUCUAGAACUUUGUGGAGCACUUCUCGCCGCCAAACUCUACCAAAAGGUAACCGCAUCUCUCGAGCUUCCAGGGGAAACCUUUUUCUGGGUCGACUCUACGACGGUUAUUUGCUGGUUGAAAGCUACGCCGUCAACGUGGAAUACUUUCGUAGCCAAUCGUGUCUCCAAAAUUCAGUUAGCUACGCAAAACUGUUCUUGGAAUCACGUCUCCGGACAAGAGAAUCCAGCAGACUACCUAUCCCGAGGCAUUCCGGCAGAGAACUUGAUCGAAAACCAACUCUGGUGGCAAGGACCGAAGUGGCUACAACUAGAUCAACACUCUUGGCCGAUCGAGCAAAUCAACAACGAAUUCAAUAGCGAAGCACUCCACGAAGCAGGAAAGCGAGCAACAACCGGCUGUCCAGCCUCAACAGAACCAUCGUUCAUCGACUUGUACGUGGACAAGUUUUCCAACUACGAUCGGAUGCUUCGAGUAACUGCAUACUGUCGUCGGUUCAUCCAACAUUGUCGUCGAGCUCCAGCUAACAAUACGGAAACGAAUUACAUUUCUACGGACGAAAAGAACGCAGCGGAAGCAACCCUAAUUCGACUGAUUCAAAAGCAAACCUUCGCAGACGAAUGGAGAAAUCUCAGAUAA